Molecule: messenger RNA, 1233 nt
Organism: Fusarium fujikuroi IMI 58289
Lineage: Eukaryota; Fungi; Ascomycota; Sordariomycetes; Hypocreales; Nectriaceae
Exons: 3
Coding region: 1-1233 (410 amino acids)
Source: RefSeq, a predicted model, not a curated record
AUGGCUCAACAUGCCCCAGGCUCUAAGCCUGAUUCCACUCAGCGAAGCCGUCCCAGCAAAAAGCCAUCGGCGUAUAUGUUCGACUCGAACGGCGAUACUCGGAUCAUCCUUAGCACGCACCUAGCCCAGACCUUAAAAUGGGAGGCAGAUAAAAUCUGGAUAGAGGAAAAAAAGCUUCCGAAGGCAUACUAUAAAAUGAAGAAGCGCGAAAUGAAGAAAUGGAAGAGACUGCCACCAGCGCCGCGGGAGUCUCACGUUGCAGCCUCAACAUCGCUAGGAGGCACUACCAGCGCGCCUCCCAUAGACUGGGGUAAAGUCGAUUUGUCAGAAUUCUUGAAUGCGAGUGAUUCUCCUCCGGAAAUCGCAGAUGGAGAUGAAACAGAUCCAGGUUGUACCGUCCCUGGAACGAACGCCGACAGCACAAGCCUGCAAAUACAGGACUGGGAAUAUGGAGAAACAUGCAGACCUCACCUUAAAAGGUUAAAGCUUCGAAUGCUAGUCUCAGGAAAGCACCUAGAGCUGGCUUCGCCUAUCUUCAAAACAAUGGUGACUGGCCCUUUCGCAGAGGGAAAGACCGAUGUAUCAGGUUUUCGUCAAAUAACAGCCAGUGAUUGGGAUCCUGAAGCUUUCAACAUCAUCCUGACUAUCAUGCAUGGCGUCGAACCAUACACCGACAUUUGGCUAGAAGGCUUGAGGUCAGAGGUACCGACGGUUUAUGGACGCGACUGCAUUCUUUGCCUAUUCAUGUCCUGGGUUUUCUCAGAACCAACUACCUUUCAAAAUAUGACUGAGCUGGCAUUGAGGCACAGUCAAAAGUUAAUCCAAGCGGAUUUCCCAAUUUCAGCCGAUAUUCUGGAAGAGAUCGACAUAGCACGUCAAAGCGCGCUCGCCGAAAUCUUCUCAGGUAUCUAUGAGCUCCUUGAUCGUCUACAAGAAGAACAAGAAUGCUCCUUUGAGUGCUCACCUAUGCUCCUAGGUGUCCUAACGAAGGAACUCAGAAAUCGUGGUAUCCUAUACCCGCGGGACACCCCGCCGUUCGAUGGCUUCAGUAUCGAAGGUAUUAAAGAGAUGAUAGAGGGGCUGAAAAGGCCUGGGUGGUACGGCACCAGGAACCACAGGCAUUCCUGCUGUCUCCAGGACAAGCUGUUCAUAUAUGAGGCACAGAUGGAAAGCGAUCUGCGUAUCUUCGACCUGCAGGACUUUCAACCUACGAAGAAUCACAAGCGUGUCUAG